AUGGGACUCGCAUUAAAGAACAUUCUGCUUUACGCCGGAGUGGCAUCCGCUGUCCCUUGGGCAGGGUCUCCUAAUGACCAGAAGCCCCUUGACCCGGCCGCUGGUCAGAAGGGCCCAUUGAAGACUGGUUCUUCUACGCAGAAACCCAACAUCAUUUUUAUCCUGACAGAUGACCAGGAUAUUGAAAUGAACUCUCUGGACUACAUGCCCUUUGUUCAGAAACAUUUGCUAGACAAGGGCACUCUAUUCCGAAACCACUUUGUCACAACCGCCCUCUGCUGCCCGUCUAGAGUCAGCCUUUGGACCGGUAGACAUUCGCAUAAUACGAAUGUGACAGAUGUCAACCCCCCUUAUGGUGGAUACCCUAAAUUUGUAGCUCAGGGCUUCAAUGAGAACUUUCUACCCGUAUGGCUUCAAGAAGCCGGUUACAAUACCUACUACACGGGGAAACUAUUCAACGCACAUACUACUAAAAACUACAACAAUCCUCACGUUAAAGGGUUCACCACAUCAGAUUUCUUGCUUGAUCCCUGGACUUAUAACUACUUGAAUCCCGCCUAUCAGCGCAACCACGAACCCCCAAUCAUAUAUCACGGACAGCACACCAUUGAUAUUUUGAUUGAUAAGUCAAAUGCGCUCCUAGACGAUGCAAUUGCGUCCGAGAAACCAUUUUUCCUUGCCUUGGCGCCAGUAGCACCUCACAGCAAUGUCGAAGGCGAUAUCAGCGAUAUAAGUGAUAUCGAAAAAGUUACCUUCAGCGAGCCUAUUCCUUUGAAGCGACAUGAACACCUAUUCCCAGAUGCUAAGGUUCCAAGAACUCCACAUUUUAAUCCAGACAAACCGUCGGGCGUCAAUUGGAUCGCUGAACGCCCACAAUUAAACAAGACUUGGGUUGAUCACAACGAUUAUUACUACCGUCAGCGUCUCCGCGCUCUACAGGGAGUUGAUGAGCUCGUAGACGGUAUCUUUAAGCGUCUCGAAGAAAACGGACAAUUAGAUAAUACCUAUAUUUUCUACACUGCAGAUAAUGGAUUCCACGUUAGUCAACAUCGUUUGAAUCCCGGUAAAGAAUGUGGUUUCGAAGAUGACAUCCGCGUUCCGUUUAUCGUUCGCGGACCCGGGAUUGCGGAAGGCGCCGUGUCAAAUGCAGUUACGACUCACAUUGAUGUCGCCCCGACUCUCUUUGAAAUCGCAGGAAUCCCAUUGAGGGAGGAUUUUGACGGAUUGGCAAUUCCUCUUGAAAGGGUCAAGCAAGAAAAGAGACGUCAUGAGCAUGUCAAUGUUGAGUACUGGGGAUUUGCCGUCGAGGAGGGUAGCUACGGCGGCACUCUCUUCUGGAAUAAUACCUACAAGGCAUUGAGAAUCAUUGGUGAAAACUACAAUUUAUACUAUUCCGUUUGGUGUAACAACGAGCAUCAACUCUACGAUCUCACGUCUGAUCCAUUUCAACUACGCAAUAUAUAUCCGGGUUACGCCGAUCAUGAUUCGUCUCUCACAAUUCUCGGUGCUCCAUUGAUCCGCGUCAUUGACAGGUUGGAUUCUCUACUACUAGUAUUAAAAUCUUGCAAAGGAACAGUAUGCGUCAAACCAUGGCAGAAACUCCACCCAGAAGGAGAUGUAGAUGUUCUUCCCGACGCUUUGCAAGAGCAAUAUGAUACUUUUUAUAAGCACCAGGAAUCAGUUAGAUUUGAUAGGUGCGAGGCUGGGUAUAUUAUCGACGCUGAGGGGCCACAAGAUGCCCUGAGCUAUACUCGAAAUGGAAUACAUUGGAGUCAUUGGGUGUAA
Orbilia oligospora ATCC 24927 is the source of this 1785-nucleotide messenger RNA. RefSeq lists its product as uncharacterized. NCBI's taxonomy places the organism in Eukaryota, Fungi, Ascomycota, Orbiliomycetes, Orbiliales, Orbiliaceae. The record is from RefSeq and is a predicted model, not a curated record. Bases 1 to 1785 code for a protein of 594 amino acids. Gene Ontology annotation, molecular function: N-acetylglucosamine-6-sulfatase activity; glycosaminoglycan binding; arylsulfatase activity. The transcript has 3 exons. Gene Ontology annotation, biological process: phenol-containing compound metabolic process.